This is a messenger RNA of Raphanus sativus (radish), 2691 nucleotides long. RefSeq lists its product as uncharacterized. Gene Ontology annotation, molecular function: deSUMOylase activity. Gene Ontology annotation, biological process: protein desumoylation. Gene Ontology annotation, cellular component: nucleus. The record is from RefSeq and is a predicted model, not a curated record. The transcript has 5 exons. Lineage: Eukaryota; Viridiplantae; Streptophyta; Magnoliopsida; Brassicales; Brassicaceae. Bases 1 to 2691 code for a protein of 896 amino acids.
AUGACGAUGGAUCAGUUGCCUAAAUGCCUAUUCAGAGAGGGAACUGAAACACAAGUUGAGAAGGUCAACAACACUUGUCGAACUUCCAUACUUAAGAAGGUGGAGAAGUAUGUGGAAGCAGAGUACAAUGACGUGUUGGGUGAUCCGCUAUUUGCUCAGGUUAUAGCCAUCUAUGUGCACAAGCUUAAGUACUCGGGGAGAGUGAUCCACAGCUUCGUUUGUAAGCAGCUUCUGACCGCAAAGCGCCAUGAGUUGUGGUUCCACUUUGCUAGGAGGCCUCUCAGAUUUGCAAUGCAAGAAUUCCAUGCGAUCACUGGUCUGAAAUACAUAGACGACGAUCUUGACUUGGAGAUUGAUAAUUGGAAAGAUGACAAAGGGUUUUGGAGUAAGUUGCUGAGGAGAAAAGAGAAAAUUUGCUUACUAGAUAUCAGGAAGAAGCAUCUGAAGGCUUGUAAUACGUGGUCUCGUAUCGAUAGGCUGAGGAUCGUAUAUUUGUGUGUGAUCGUUGGGUUAUUAAUGGCGAAGGAUGAGAGGGUUGCCAUCCCACACAAGUACAUCAAGCUGGUGAUGGAUUUCGAGAAGAUGAGGAGAUAUCCGUGGGGUCUUCACUCUUUUGAUGCGCUAGUUACUUCCAUCAUAGCAGCUAGGGAUAAAGUGAAGACGCAGAACAGUUAUGUCAUAGAUGGAUUCUCGUAUGCACUUCAAAUUUGGUUGAUGGAGGCUAUUCCAGACAUCGGGUCUCUUGUGGGUAAGAAGCUCGAAGAAGGUGUCACUAGCAUGAGAUGCAGUAACUGGAAAGGAUCUGCUAUGGUUUCCUACGAUGAUAUUACUAGCAUUGAGUCUAAUUUUCCAUCCACUGGUGAUGUGUUUCCAUACAUCUCUUCAACUGGGAAUUGCAAUAUCAUUGUUGAUGCUGGCUUUGAACGACAGGAUGAGAUGAAGGACGAAAGGGUCGAUCUGAUCAUUGACAUGUACAGACAGAAGUAUGACUGGAGUAAGCAUGUUUGGAGUUUUCAGGAAACUGUACAACCAUAUGCAUGCAUUUCUGAGGAUGAUGGUUCAAAGGAAGAAGAAGCUGGAGAAACAAGUGAUUCUCGAGUGGAAGAAGAAAUAGAAGCUGCCCAUGUGUCUCCUGCGAAGAAGAGAAAGAACCAGUAUCAGGAUAUUGGUGCACAGUCAAGGAAGAAGAAGUUACUUUGCCAAAGAUCAGCCGACAAAUACAAAGAUCUUGAAGAGGAAAUGAAGUCAUAUAUACAGGAUAUGUUCAAGUCGUCUUUUACUGCCUUAGGGUUGGAGGUCCGCGAGUUAAUUGACGACCGGUUUACGAAAUUAGAGGAGAAGAUCCUUUCAUCUCAGCCUCAGGUUGGUGUUCCGGUUGGUGUUCCGUCUGGUCUUCCGGCUUAUACUCACACUCCAGCUGCUGCUACGACAUCUAGUGGCCCUCCUGUUCGUGGUUAUAUUCCUACUCCGGCGUCUACUGAUCCUGCUCCUGGUAGUGCUCCUCCGACUGCUCCUGUUACUUCCCGCAGUCGAGCUUCUGCUCCAUCACGCAAUAAAGCUCCGGUUUCUUCUCAAACUGGUGGGCCUGCAACUGCUGCUAAGACAAGGUAUCAGACGAAGGAUGCGGACUUGUCUGAUGUGUAUGGCAGCUUAUUUAGCUCUUUAGAUGAAAAUUUAGGGACCCAAGAGCACUUACAGAAGACAGUAGGCAACCUUACACAAGAGUCAAAUGUUAAAGGAUUUGAUCCUUCUCAAGACAAGCAAUCCGAAGACCAUGAUGCUUUCACUACACCAUUGACUUCUUUCCGGCCACAGAACUCGAAGUCUCCAUUCUUGACUGAUAUUGAUGAUCCCAUAGUCCGUUGCAAAGAUAGCGACUAUGCAUUGGUAAUAAACAUCGUCACAAUAAUGCUUCUUCUUUACAGAGCAAUUCAGAUUGGACCAUCUAAAUUUGAUGCAGAGUUAGCUACACGUAUAAUUGGGCCUAAUCAUUGGCUCAAGAACUAUGACAUGGACGCCAUGAUGUAUUUGUUUCAAGAACGAACCUCAUUGCGUCGGUGGAAGCCAACCCGAGUAGCAUUUAUGAGCUGUUUGUUUAGUACUCAGAUCAUCUCGGCUUUCGGCAGGUUUGACGGGAACAGGAGAAGUUACAAAAUCGACAAGAAUCUUCUAGAGUAUGGAAGAGGUGAGCUUCCAUACCACGGACGUACAGAUGCCGUAUGGAAUGUUGAUGUAGAUCGUCUCUACAUCCCGGUUUUUGUUAACCAAAACCAUUGGAUCUCUAUGUGCGUUAAUCUUGUGAAUCGGACAAUUGAGGUCUUCGAUUGUGGGGGUAGGAAGAACAACAGGUCUGUGGAAGCAUUCGCCGUCCUCAUUCCACGAAUCGUCAAGGCUGUCCAACCGCCAGAUAAGAAGAAAGAUUUCAAUGUUAAGCAGUAUACUGUUUCACAUGUCCCGAUCAGCGGCGUCAACAAAAGUGGUAAUGAUUGUGGUGCUUAUUCAUUGAAAUUCAUAGAGUGCCAUCUUCUGGGCUUAGAUUUCACUUUGGUAAAUGAUGAGAACAUCCAAGAAGCCCGACAUAAGAUAGCAUAUGAUCUUUGGGAAGCAGCACAUGAUGAGGUCUUGCAGUUUCGAAUGGCCACAUUUAAGCCUCCACUGCGUGCUCCGGAGAAAGUUGUUGAUCUUGGUUGA